Messenger RNA from Dinoponera quadriceps, 1480 nucleotides. It is a transcript of the gene Ssu72, whose product is annotated as RNA polymerase II subunit A C-terminal domain phosphatase SSU72. Gene Ontology annotation, molecular function: RNA polymerase II CTD heptapeptide repeat phosphatase activity. NCBI's taxonomy places the organism in Eukaryota, Metazoa, Arthropoda, Insecta, Hymenoptera, Formicidae. The coding region runs from base 333 to 920 and encodes 195 amino acids. Gene Ontology annotation, biological process: termination of RNA polymerase II transcription. The transcript has 4 exons. The record is from RefSeq and is a predicted model, not a curated record. Gene Ontology annotation, cellular component: nucleus; mRNA cleavage and polyadenylation specificity factor complex.
CGACAGAGUAGGAGAGCCAGAGUAGUCGCGAUACCGUUCGCGAUCCCCGUAAUUGUCACGUUAAUUAUCGUCAGAAUUUCGCAUUGUUUAAAGAACAAUUUGUAAUUACCGUUAACGAGUCAAUCAAAUCGUAUUACGCUCCUCUGACCACACUCGACCGUUUUAUUUAUACAAAGAAACAGUACUUUUGUAGAUAUACGCCGAAAAUUCGUACAUAUACCAAAUAUAUCGAACCUAACCUCCAGACGCGAGAAUAUUUUUUCAGGUUAGGUGACAGAAUAGUUUUUGUAUACCGCUACACAUUUCAUAGUUUUAAAGAUACGUACGAAAAGAUGCCUGCACCGAAUUCCAUCAACGUAGCUGUUAUUUGUUCGAGUAAUAUGAACAGAAGCAUGGAAGCGCACGCUUUCUUGAGCAAAAAGGGAUUCAACGUGAAGUCGUUCGGAACUGGAGAUAAGGUGAAGCUGCCUGGGAACGCGCCGGACCGUCCUAAUAUUUAUGACUUUGGGACAUCAUACGACGAGAUCUACAAUGAUCUAUUAGCGAAAGACAAACAAUAUUAUACACAGAACGGUUUAUUGCACAUGUUGGACAGAAACCGUCGGAUAAAACCUAGGCCAGAACGGUUUCAACUGUCAAAGGAUAAGUUUGACAUUCUGAUCACUUGCGAGGAGCGUGUAUACGAUCAGGUGAUUGAAUGUAUGGAAUCUAGGACUCAGGAAGAGAAUCAACCUGCACACUUAAUCAAUAUUGAUAUUCAAGAUAAUCAUGAAGAGGCCACCGUAGGAUCAUUUCUUAUAUGCGAACUAGUUACAGUGCUGGCUAAUAGCGAGGACUUAGACAAUGACAUAGAUGAAUUACUUCACGAAUUCGAGUCGAAAUUCUCGAGAACGAUAUUGCACACUGUACUGUUUUACUGAAAAUCUGAUAACCCGUGAGAACGGCCAUCUGGAAGAUGGUGUUCUUUGAACCUCACAUACAAGCUUAUUUAUGAGAGAGAAGUUAUAUAUAUAUACAUAUAUAUAUAUAUAUAUAUAAAGUUAAAUACAUUUUGCCGCGUAUAAUCUCAUCCAUCGGACCGUGUGAACAUUCUGAAAUGAAUGAAGAGAAUUCAAUUCGUGCUUCCUACUUGACAAACAAUUAUUUAAAUUUAUUCAAAAUCUGAUUUGCGCGGAAUGUAAUCUCUACGGUUUAUUGCCGAGAUUGAUUACGGGUUGAUUGGUUACGGGAGAUUGGUUACGGGUGAAAUAUCGUCAUGCCGCGAGAUUCGCAGCGGUACACCGUACAGCUGCGAUCGAGCGCAGUCUGCCGGCUGUUGUGUGGUGCCGAAUUUUAGUAUGAUAUAUCUGAGUAAUCUGUUAGGGAAGUAAUAAAAUACGGAGAACGAGAGAGAGAAAGAAAGAGAGAUAAAAAAGUAUAAGAUAUCACUUUCGCAAAUCAACUAGAUUUUAGCAUAUGUACAUAUAUUGUGUAUAACAGA